Molecule: messenger RNA, 268 nt
Organism: Racocetra fulgida
Lineage: Eukaryota; Fungi; Glomeromycota; Glomeromycetes; Diversisporales; Gigasporaceae
Source: the annotation of a GenBank genome assembly
AUUUUGGAUACUGAGGCAGAGGAAGAACCAUGUGGUGAUCUGGAAAAAUGGUCCCAACCAAAAUCAUAUGACACGAAAACCGUGACAAAUUUGUCACGAUCAGACAAUGUAUCUUCUGAAGUAUCUGAAUUAGAGCAAGAUAAUGAAAAUGAUGAGGUUGAUGCCAGUCAAAUUGUAGAACAAGGUCUAAUGCAAGAAUUGUCCCAGAAUACCCCUGGCAUUGAAAUUAAUGAGUCAUGUAUUCAAAAAUUCGAUAACUUGGUCCCAG